This is a messenger RNA of Trachemys scripta elegans, 1270 nucleotides long. RefSeq names its product zinc finger AN1-type containing 2A (gene ZFAND2A). Gene Ontology annotation, molecular function: zinc ion binding. Bases 189 to 653 code for a protein of 154 amino acids. Lineage: Eukaryota; Metazoa; Chordata; Testudines; Emydidae. The transcript has 6 exons. The record is from RefSeq and is a predicted model, not a curated record. Gene Ontology annotation, biological process: protein targeting to ER; proteasome-mediated ubiquitin-dependent protein catabolic process. Gene Ontology annotation, cellular component: cytoplasm; endoplasmic reticulum.
GUCAUCAUUAACCGCACGCGCCAGGCAUGACUCGGCAAAAUCCAGCUGGGCCGCGCAGCGCGUGACUCAGCGGGAGGGCUGGAUAAAAGGCCCGGCGCGGCGAGGCUGGUUGGGGCUACGCUAUAGAGCGGGGAACGUGCGGUGACUGCUGUAGUAGCCAAGGAGCUUGAAGGAUCUGCUGGUCUAUUAUGGAGUUUCCAGACUUGGGCAAGCAUUGUUCAGAAAAAACUUGCAAACAGCUGGAUUUCCUUCCUUUAAAAUGUGAUGCAUGUAAGGAAGUUUUCUGUAAAGAUCACAUCACGUAUGACCAACACAAAUGUACCUCUUCAUAUAAGAAGGAUGUGCAGGUUCCAGUAUGUCCUUUAUGUAACACUCCCAUCCCAGUGAGAAGAGGAGAGAUGCCAGACAUUGUAGUUGGAGCACACAUGGACAGGGACUGCAAAUAUGAUCCUACUCAGCAGAAACAGAGGAUUUUCACAAACAAGUGCUUAAAAGAAGGCUGCAAAAGGAAAGAGAUGAUGAAGCUUGUUUGUAACCAAUGCUGUGGAAACUUCUGUAUAAAACAUCGGCAUCCUCUGGAUCAUGACUGCAAAGGAGCAGGUCGCUCCAUCUCCAAAGCUGGGCACAGCUACCUUCCUUGCGCCAUGCAAUAAGAUUCUAGAGCAGCUGGGUGACCAGUUCUGCACAAAUCUGGAAGUGGAUGGAUGUGUGAUUGGUGGUGGAAUAAACAGAUGUUCAGCAUGGUUCUAUUUCCUUGUAGAUCUGCAGCUAUAAUGAGAGCAUCUGAAUCCAACUUCAGGCCAGCCGGAUCAAACAAGAGGCCUUCUAACUGGUAUCUUCAGCGCAACAGGUAUAAACUGAAGUGUGGUUAUGAGAUUAGCAAAACAAGAUGACAUAAAUCAGAGCCUUGUGUCUACAGGAUGUAGAACUGCCAUUGGUACACCUUCCUUAACUUUUAUUAUAGUCGACAUGUGAGCAAUGCCAGGUGUGUAAAGGAGGGGCAUAUAACCAUCCAAGACGUGGCUAAUUAACCAAACAAUCUCUGCAUAGUGGAUAAAUGUACAGUCUUCAAAUAGCUACUAAGUCAUUGUAAUAAGUAGCAGACUCCGUCCAGCACUUGACCUGGUCAAGAUAUAAGAACUCAUUAUUGGGUCACUAGUAUCAUUAGUUCAGCCAUCAGACUAUUUCGACACUAACUAGCUAUUCAAACUUUCCUCGUUAGGGUUGAUCGCUGCAGGACUUGAGCCUAAAUCUGUAACUUAUUCUGCUC